Molecule: messenger RNA, 1464 nt
Organism: Zasmidium cellare ATCC 36951
Lineage: Eukaryota; Fungi; Ascomycota; Dothideomycetes; Mycosphaerellales; Mycosphaerellaceae
Exons: 1
Coding region: 1-1464 (487 amino acids)
Source: RefSeq, a predicted model, not a curated record
AUGAGCGAAGAGAGUUUAGAGACAGGCGGCAGGAGUGCUCGAAAGGCAGUUGAAGAGGCUGGCUUUAGCGAGGACCUGAAGAGGGAGCUGGAGAAGAAGGUUGCAGAUGCCAGCUUUCGUAGUGACAAUGCGAGCGCAUUCGCCCAGGUCAGCAUGCCUGCGAGUGCUGGCAAAGGCACGCGCGAAACUGCUGCAGCUCGGCCAUGGACAGGCAAUGAGAGCAUCGAAGAUGCGUCGCUACGCAUGCUCAACGACUCCCACAAGCCGUUACGAGUCGCCGCGAAAGUUCCGUCUGUUCGUGGACCAUCGAGAGUAGACACUGGAAGACCUAAGAGUAAGCCUGGCACGGGUGUUCGUCUCGCCAAUGCUCGAGAUAGAUCCUCUGUCUACUCGUACGCGAACGAACAAGAAGGCCUAACCGACGAAGAGCGUGAAAAGUUCCGCCGCGAGAUGAAAGCUCGAUUUCAGCCCGGUGCUCGAGCUGUACCUGCAACGAUCCAAGGCUUGUCAUCUCUGGCGAAUGAGCGUAUUGAAGAUGCCAUAGCGCGCGGGCAAUUCAAGAACUUGCCAGAUCGAGGCAAGAAGCUAGAGCGUGAUUACAAUGCUAACAGUCCUUUCAUUGAUACCACGGAGUACUUCAUGAACAAGAUCAUCAAAAAGCAAGAGAUCACGCCACCCUGGAUCGAGAAGCAGCAGGAAGUUAUAUCGACAGCAAACACUUUCCGCCGCAGGUUGCGAGCAGACUGGAAACGACACGUAUCGCGCAUGAUCGCAAGCCGCGGAGGAAGCCUCAAAAGCCAGAUGAAGUUGGCCGAAGAAUACGCUUUUGCUGAGAGCUUUGAGAAUCCCCAAAAGCAACUUGAAACGAUCAAUCGUGUUGACGACAAAGGUCACAUGUCUCAAAUCACAAUAUCUGGUGAAUUUAGGCCGCCUCCUGCUGACAACACCGCUGUCAUAGAAGAAGAAAUCAACGUCACGGAACAGACAUUCAACGACGACGGAUCACUCGAGCCGCAUCAGGAAGAAGAAGUCAAAGCCUCCAACGAACAACGUUCAUUCACCCAAGCGCCUCCGCCCCAGCCACCCAGGCGGCCAACUGUGCGACCCUUCCGGGACCCGCAGUGGGAAGCAACUGAGCGCUCAUAUCAUGACCUUGCGAUCAAAAACUUGAACAGUAUCACGCGCUCUUACAAUUUGAUGGCGCCGGAUCUUGCAAAGAAACCCUAUUACAUUCUGAGCCGGGAGUUGCGGUCUUGCUUUGCGGAUGUCGCCCCGGAAGUGGCUCAUGCGAUACGCGAAAAAGCUCUCGCGCCCAAGUUCAAAGGUGUGGAAGUCAUUGGUCACACUCCCGGUGGAGUACUGGAAAAGUUUUCCAUGGACAAAGCAAGCCAUGUGUACGAUGAGCGAAAGCCGCAGUAUGGAUUCAAGGAAUUCUGGAGGGAUCUCUUCGCCCCCAAAUCGUGA